Molecule: messenger RNA, 1502 nt
Organism: Trematomus bernacchii (emerald rockcod)
Lineage: Eukaryota; Metazoa; Chordata; Actinopteri; Perciformes; Nototheniidae
Product: serine/arginine repetitive matrix protein 1-like
Exons: 2
Coding region: 208-1326 (372 amino acids)
Molecular function (GO): DNA binding
Source: RefSeq, a predicted model, not a curated record
UUGUCAAUUGCUGAUUUAUUUCUGCUUCCCGCCGCUGGCUACUCUUUCCUUCACCGCGGAUGUUGAAGCUGACUAUUACCUGGAAAACAAUCUGGUCCACAGUCGCAGUGGUUGUUAAGGCCCUUCAUUUCUACACAUCUGUAGUGCUUUAAAUACAGCACAGAAGGUGCAAAGCUGACAGAAGCAGUCCAAGCUGACGGCAACAGCAUGGAAGAAGAAAUAAUAACGACCGAGGCGGCAAGUGAAGAUGUGGUGCCCAAUGAUGAAGAGCCUAGUGUAGACAUUUCCAAUGACAGUCCAUCUAAAAGAGGAAGGGGAAGGCCAAAGAAGCUGAAGGUUGUACUUACCGACGUCAACCUAAUGGUUUCGGACAUUUCUAACGGUGAACCCCCACAGACCCCGAGAGGAAGAGGACGUCCAAAACUCAUUAAACCCACAAAACUCAUUAAACCCACAGAGCAGCAAGGAUCAGGAGAGAACAAUGCAGAUGAUUCAGGGUCCCAGAAAGAGGCCAGUGAUGAAGACGACGCUUCACUAGAACAUUCUCCUAAGAAAAGAGGCCGGCCACGUAAGUCUCUCAGCACCCCUGCAAAGGCUGAUACACCGAAGGGAAAUAGGGGUCGACCAAAAGGAUCCACGAAGCGCAAGUCGGAGAGUCCGAGUGAAACGGGCUCUCCCAAUAGGUCCAGGAAGGUGGAGGCAGCAUCAAAUGGCAUCUCAAAGAAGUUGAGGGAAAGCCCCAGAAAAAGUAUUGAACAGGAGAGCGGAGAUGAAAAGAGGGGAAGGGGUAGACCAAAAAGCUCUCCAAACAAGAAACCCCCUGCAUAUAAGGUGCCAGUUAAGGUAGGCCGCGCCAAAAAAGGGAUUGGUCGACCAAGAAAAGAACCGACCACAAGAGGAAGACCAAGAAAAUACCCCCGGCCGACACCAGAGGAGCUGAAUAAGCCACGAGUAUGGAAGCCGCUGGGAAGGCCCAGGAAAUACCCGCGUCCCGACCCUCCUGAGGAGACUUCACCGGCCCCUCCCAGAAACCGUGGCCGACCUCGCAAGAUAGAAUCCAAUAAAGGCGCUCACCUAUGUAAGAAUUUCCCUGCCUCUUCUUCACCACCUAAACCCUAUGUUGGACCCCCGAGAAAAAGGGGCCGUCCCCCAAAAAGUGAUGCUGAAACCCCACGGAAAUUGGGCCGCCCUAAGGGUUCAAUCAACAAAAAUAAAGCCACAAGUGAAUUAGAAGCCACACUCUCCAACGAGGCAGAUGAAGAACAGGAAGAGGAAGAGGAAGUGCAGCAGAGCGCAGAGACGUCCAUCGAGGACAUCACUGAAUAAUCGAUCAGGCGGCCAGCUUUGAAGUCACGAACCAGGCCAGAUGAACAAUCCCGGUCCGACCAAAAAGUUGCUGUAGUACUUGCUGCUUAAAACAUAGAAGACAAACCUGUCAAUGAAUCCUGUUUCAGUGUUUCCCCUAGGUUUACUGCUUAGGGGGGGUGCUGCCUGAGCGGGGG